AUCUAACUGAGAUUGGUGGCGAGACUUUAAACCGAUGUAAAUGAAAAAUAGUAAGCUAGCUGACUAGCCAGCCUAACCACCCAACAGAUGAGUUGGACAAUAGAGAUAGUCAAAUACGUUAUCUAACCGGCACACUAGCGAACGUAGACAGCAGCAUUUUGCUGGAUAAUGGUUUCUACAACUUUGGUUUAGCAAGCAUUGAUGGUUCACUAACAAUUAUUAGUUGGAACUAGCCAACUAGUUGCAGGAUUUUCUGCCUCUAGCCAACUAACGUUGCAUAAUUUAUGAAGUUGCUAGAAGUCCCUUCAUGUUAAAAAAAUAUGUGUGACGACUUUGAGUCUUCCUUGCUGAGCUUUGAGAAACUAGACAGAGCAUCACCUGAUCUCUGGCCAGAACAAUUGCCAGGAGUUGCAGAAUUUGCUGCCUCAUUUAAAAGUCCAAUUACAAACUCCCCCCCUAAGUGGAUGGCUGAACUGGAAAACGAUGACAUCGAAAUGUUAAAAGAACUGGGCAGCUUGACUACAGCAAACCUGAUGGAGAAGGUGAAAGGACUUCAGAAUCUGGCCUAUCAGCUUGGUCUGGAGGAGUCCAGGGAAAUGACGCGAGGAAAAUUCCUGAACAUCUUGGAGAAGCCCAAAAAAUGAAGACGGCCAUGUUGUUCACCUGUGUGCGUCAGCAGAGAUGAAGUAGCACUCUGAACAGGACACAAACCAGCCACACCACACUGAAUGAAGAUGAAUCUGACACAUGUAUGUGUAGAGUGUAGCACACACCCGUCACCGCAGAGACCGUUUUGGUAUUGAAGGAAAAAAUCUGUUGGUCCUUUCUCACGUUAUGGACAUUGUUUUCGUUAACAGUGUUUAAAAGGGCUAAAAAAUCUUCUGAUCCGAAACGUCAGAUCUCUCAUUCAGAAUCAUAAUUUCUCGAUUUUGUGAUGGGCUGAAAUGGAUCCGUUGCAGUCGCCUUCUUGUUAGACCGCAGGUCACUUUAUUCUUUCGGAAGAGUGUAUAUUCUGUAUUUAUUUUUAAGCUUAAUUAAUGGUGUUGCUUUUUUCUCAAAAAGAGUUCUGCAAUAAACUGUUUAUACUCAAAGA
Anguilla anguilla (European eel) is the source of this 1093-nucleotide messenger RNA. RefSeq names its product lin-52 DREAM MuvB core complex component (gene lin52). Gene Ontology annotation, cellular component: DRM complex. Lineage: Eukaryota; Metazoa; Chordata; Actinopteri; Anguilliformes; Anguillidae. Gene Ontology annotation, biological process: regulation of DNA-templated transcription. The transcript is spliced from 6 exons. Bases 321 to 644 code for a protein of 107 amino acids. The record is from RefSeq and is a predicted model, not a curated record.